CAUCACCAACAAAAUACCUCAAACUACGUACCAUAUCAGCAGCAUCAACCAACCAACCUAACAAACACAACACAACACCCCAAAAAAACCUACAUCAUGUCUUCAAAAACCGCCGCCCCCUCCAACAUCAUCACCUCAGCUCCCUACUCCGACCUCACAAACAACCUCUUAACCAAGUCUCCCACCUCCCCAACUGCUAGGAGCAAGUCAACACAAUCGGGAAACUCAGUCCAAAGAGCCAUGAACAACACAUCGACCUGGCAACCUAAGCUCGACCGCCGACAAAGCUACGGGCAGGAGGAGUACAAGCAUGAGAUGCAGAUGCGGAGUGGGUCUACGGGGGGUAGUGUGAGGAAGGCGGGGGAGGAGGGGUUUAGUGAGGAGGGACAUGGGUACUAGAUCUAGGCCUGACACCGAGGAAGGUCGGGUGGUGAUGAUGGACGGAAUACCUGCUGCAGUGGUGCAACUAUUCGUCGACAAGUCGGCUCGGCAAUAUCACCGCCG
Molecule: messenger RNA, 504 nt
Organism: Neurospora tetraspora
Lineage: Eukaryota; Fungi; Ascomycota; Sordariomycetes; Sordariales; Sordariaceae
Exons: 1
Coding region: 97-399 (100 amino acids)
Source: RefSeq, a predicted model, not a curated record